AAAACUUUUUUAGUACCUGCACAACACAAAAAGAGCCACAAAGACUUCGCAGAGCCAUGAGCUAACCUUCCCGAUCUCCUUAGACUACGGUGUUUAUCAUGAUAAAGUUAUUUCUGUAUCUGACUCUAAUCUCCAUAGCUUUUGAUUACUGUAUUGCCAGUAAUAACUUUAGCAAAAAUCCUGAUGAAAAGAGUGAUUGUUCGAGGCAGCAUUGUCGUAUUGACGUGGCCGACGAAGGACCGUGCUUGGACGAUGGAAGAGCAAGACUUUACCGCUGGGACCCAGUCAAGGUUGGACACAAGCGGAGGGUUAAACUCGAGGAGGGCAAGACUGUUUCGAUGAUAACACGAGCGAUACAGCCUCCCAUAUUUGAAAUUCCUAAUUUUCUUUCCGAUGAGGAAUGUGAUUACAUCUUGAAAAAAGCAAAAAAAGCGGGAAUGCACUCGAGUGAUAUCCAUCUUGACCCCAUCACAGACAAAUACAAGAAAAUGAUUAGGUCUACCGAGGGUCAUUCAAACAGCACGGCUGGUUACUUUCUCAAUUGGGACGUGGACAGGGAUUUUCAAAUCACCAAGAAAGAGAUUAUGAUCUUUGCUGAGAGGGUUAAAUAUCUGGCUUUGGAAGACUACGACAUUGAGGAAAUGAUCGAAAACUUGGAUCUCAAAGAACUUAAAGAUGACGGAGUGAUUGAUUACGAGGAGUGGAAAACCUUUCCCACCCAGGACAUCGACAUGUACAUGAACAAUCUUAAAGAGCAUCACCCCCACCACAAGGACCGCUUCAGCGACCAGGUGUGGCUAUUCCAGGGGCGCAAGGCUGAUAAGAAUCUAAGGAUUCUACGAGAGAGGAUCUUAAAACUAACUCGUCUGUCAAAGGAGAUCAUAUAUGGCUCUGAGCCCCUGCAGGUUGUCGGGUACAAGAAACGUGGACAUUAUAACGCUCACUACGACGGCACAAGGAAAUCAGACUUUCCUGAGACAUCGUGUUGCCACUUCAACCUGCUACGCGUACCCUUCUGCCGUCUGUGCAGGUAUAUCACCAUCCUUUAUUACCUUAAUGAUGUCGAGGAAGGAGGAGAGACGGCAUUCCCUGUAGCGGACGUACCCAACUUUAACGAGACGGAUUUCCGCGAGAGACGAGAUGGUGACCUGUACAACUUGAAUCGCUUUUGCCACUCUGCCAAGGUUGUUGUCAAACCAAAAAAAGGCAAAGCGAUCAUGUGGUACAACUUCCUGCGUGACGAAAAAACGGGCUGGAUGGGAGUACGUGACGACAACUCAUUACAUGGCGGAUGUGACGUCAGAAAGGGCGAAAAGUACAUAGCCAAUAACUGGAUCCCAGCCCCUGAAGCUGACUCGGCUAACGAGACCAGUGACUACCUAGACCCUGAGGAAGUUCCACAUGGGAAGUUUGUCAAGAAGAAUUCUAAAAAAUCGAAAAAGGCGACCAAAAAGACGAAAAAGUCAAAGAAAAAGUCGAAAAAAUCUAAAAAGGACUGAAUCUAGAAGAAUUGUGUAGAAUGUUAUUUAUUAGGAAUCUAAAGUAGAAUAAUUGUGUUAUCUUAUGCUUGUGGCGGGGAGUGCUGAUUGACUCCGACACGACACUUGGUAUCUGGCAUUUGGUAUUUGGCACGACUGGGCCAAUAAUGGUAUUUGGUAUUUGGCACGACUGGUGCCAAUAAUGUGUGUAUGCUAGUGUGCUUUUAAAGUCCACAUUUAUGUAUACAUACUCGCAAGGAUAGUUUGGCUAUAGCAAAGGUCAUGCGUGACACAUGGAUCUAAGCUGUUGUUUUAAGCACUUCGAGUCGACGACGCCCUGCAGUUUAUUGCCGAUGAAGUUUAACUGAGGCAAACCGGCUAUCUGGCUAUGCCAUGCUGACGAGUCCUAAUGAGGACAAAACAGCUGUCCAUGGUUGCCGAACUGCACGGGAAAUAGAAUGUGCUAGCUUCACUUCUUGGCCCUACUGGUGCCGAUGUGUGUAUGCUAGUGUGCUGUUUAAGUCCCCAUUUAAAGUAAGACAUUAUCGACAAGAUAUAUAUUAACAAAUGUUCGACAAAAACGACCGUCUGUUUGGAGGGUGAAAUUAUGAAUGAAGCGGGGUUUCUCGUAUCAGAUAUGCGCGGGACAAAAAGCAAAUCUAGCAAACAGGAAUGAAGGCAUUUCAUUUGAGAAAAGCCAUCGCCUGAUCAAAGAGAUAACAGACGCUGUGGUUGCUAUACCUUUACAAUAUUUUACAAAAUAAAAUCCAUUCAAAUAUAA
Molecule: messenger RNA, 2259 nt
Organism: Nematostella vectensis (starlet sea anemone)
Lineage: Eukaryota; Metazoa; Cnidaria; Anthozoa; Actiniaria; Edwardsiidae
Product: transmembrane prolyl 4-hydroxylase
Exons: 10
Coding region: 99-1499 (466 amino acids)
Biological process (GO): peptidyl-proline hydroxylation to 4-hydroxy-L-proline
Cellular component (GO): endoplasmic reticulum
Molecular function (GO): L-ascorbic acid binding; iron ion binding; procollagen-proline 4-dioxygenase activity
Source: RefSeq, a predicted model, not a curated record